AUGGUGACGGUUAAAUUCCCGUCUGGGACUCUAGAGCAGGAGCUUUACCUCCAACACCAAACUCCAUCCCUGCAGGUCAGGUGCAGCUCGACUGUUGAAUUUCGGACACAUUAUGGAGUUUCUGGAGGAAACACGACUUUUCCAUGCGCCUUUCUCUCAUCUGGAAGAAUAAAGUUCUUCUGCAGGGAAACCUGUGAAGGAGAAAACCUCCUGAUCAGAACGAGUGAUGACGCCGCUCAGAUCGGACGAUACAGAACUGAAUAUGUUAGAGAAGCUUCCAGAACAUUCUCGGUUCUGUCUGUGAGCAUCUCAGCGCUGACCCGGUCCGACUCCGGCCGGUACCGAUGUGGUUUGGGCGACUCGGCAUCACCAGCUUCGUUCCUGGACUUCAGGCUGGUCGUUGUAGACGCUCUGCUGGAUGGAAACAAAGUUCCUGACCUCCAUAAAGACGCUGGCAGCUCCCUGACAGUCGCCUGCUCCUUUGAAGACUCUGGAUGGAAACGGCUGUUCUGCAGAGGAGGAUGUGGAAAAGAUGAAGUUCUUGUUCAGACUGAUGGAGUCAGAGCUGACAGAGGCAGAUACAGCAUUGAAUAUGAUAAAAGACAAAAUUCAGCCGUUGUGCUGGUGACCAUCACACAGCUGACCCAGUCUGACUCCGGUCGGUACCGGUGUAAACUGGACAGAGCGAUUCGAUCAGAUCUGGACAGAGACUUCAGCAUCACAGUCACUGAUGCAGUCGACCCAUCCAGCUCCACAACAGCAGCUGAGCCCUCCAGCUCCAGUGCAGCAGUCGGCCCGUCCAGCUCCACACCAGCAGUAACAUCACAGACUUUCAGCUCCAUUUCAACUCAUGUUUUCACAAACAACCCAACCAGCUCCAUAACAACAAGUCAGAUAUUCAACUCCAGUUCAAGACAUUUCACACAUCAAAGUUCUUUUAAAAUCAGCAACGACUCGGUUCAGUUUCAGGAAAUUGAAGAAAAAUCUUUCCUCUAUGUUCCUCUGAUCGUUGGUGUGACUCUGGUUCUGGUUCUGGUUCUGGUCUCAGCAGCUCUGCUGGUUUCCUGCAGGAGACGAUCUCUGAGAGAUUCAAGGAGGAGGAGAGACGAUGGAGUAAAGAUGGAGGACAUCAACUAUGAGAACGUUUCCUCUCAGGACUCGACCUACCAGAGUCUCAGUCCUGCCAGCAGAGACCAGAACCAGAUCUACUCUACGCUCUCACAGCCCAGAUGAGACCCUGGACUCUGGUUCUGGAUCUCUGGUUCUGGAUCCCAGGUUCUGGACUCUGAAGUUUGUUCUGUGAAGCUGAGACCGGAAGAAAACUGGAUUUAUUAACUGAGCCUCAGUUUUUACUCUGAGCUGCAGCUGCUUUAAAAACUAAUAAUGGAUUUUUACACCUUGGAAGUUUUCUGGUUUAUUCUGAUGAUAAAUUCUUGAUUUGCUUGAAUUGAAGCUGUGCAGCAGAAAAACUUCUUCAGUUUAAUUCUUGAGAAAAGUUUGUCUUUCUUUGAUGUUUUUUCCUACUGGUAAAUAUCAGCAGAGAUUUCUGAUCAAACUCAGCCUCUCUGCCAUUUUUCUGCUAUGUCAUCAUUUCUCCCAGCUUGGAUUAUAUUAAAUUCUGUUUUUUUAGAUUCAUUUCUGAUCUGUGCUGAUUUAGAAACUGUAGAUGACAGAGUGUUGUUAGGUCAAAAAACAAGCAUGUUUCCUUCCCAUUGGCUGAAACGGUUGCUAGGCGACGGUACUUGUUGAACUGCGAGCAGAGAAGUAUCCCUGGGUAGAUUUGAUCUGUGUAGAGAGAAAAUCUGAGGGAGAGCAGAGAAUAUUUGAAAGAGAGCAGAGAACUUAUAUUUGCCAUAAGUCAAAUAUAAGUUCUUGAUUUAUGGCAGUAAUUUUAUCCCAUACAGGUCAAGGUCGUUUUUCACCUGCACCAACAUUAGUAUAUUUCACAGAACUGCAGUGAAAACAUUUUUUUUUUUUGCAUGACACGAGUCGCAUAAUCUACAACCAGAUGUUUCUACUGGUGAAAAUGACAAAGAAGACAAUAGGAAGUGGUUGGAUGUUGAUGGCGUGGCAUGUUUUGCAUAAUAUAGUUGUUAGGAUUCAGUUUUGUGUGAGUGCUUUUCCUAAUAGAGGAUCUUUGUGGGAGAGUUCUGGCAGGCUGGCACACCUGGAGCUGAUUCCAGUAAUUGGCUGCUGGACUCUAAAGAAGUGGUGGAGCAAUCAUUCAUCGCUUGAUGGUCCCACUUGUUGGUCAGUGUCUAACCCAGUGAUUCUUAACCUUUUUUGAG
Messenger RNA from Poecilia reticulata (guppy), 2288 nucleotides. The record is from RefSeq and is a predicted model, not a curated record. NCBI's taxonomy places the organism in Eukaryota, Metazoa, Chordata, Actinopteri, Cyprinodontiformes, Poeciliidae.